Molecule: messenger RNA, 7365 nt
Organism: Physcomitrium patens
Lineage: Eukaryota; Viridiplantae; Streptophyta; Bryopsida; Funariales; Funariaceae
Product: glutamate synthase 1 [NADH], chloroplastic
Molecular function (GO): iron ion binding; oxidoreductase activity, acting on the CH-NH2 group of donors, NAD or NADP as acceptor; flavin adenine dinucleotide binding
Source: RefSeq, a predicted model, not a curated record
AACUCAUCGGCACCGCUUCCUUCCGAAGAAGUUUGCAGCCUGCCUCUGAGAGAGAUCCUUCCCCAGCCAUCUCUCCUCUCAUCUUUUCCAUCACUGCGGGCUGGCAGGGUCGAUCUGACCAGCGGCUCCCUCUCUUUGCCUUUUGUGCAUUCAUCGUCCAUACUUUCAGUACUCGUUUUAGUUGAAAUACUCGCUUAUUCCCACGCUGAUUGAUCAUAGGUUAGGAGCAAUUCGAUCGUAAGAGGGCUUGCGCGCUUGACAACAUCUCGUUGCAGCGGUGUUGAGUUUUGUGAGUUCAUUGGUGGGUUAACUUGGGGCUGAUAGUGGUGGUUGCGGGCUUUCGAGUGGGAAGCCACUCGAGGCGACUGCGCUCGUGUCUGACUUCUGAUUAGAUACAGAUCUCUCGGGUGUGUGCACGUUGUGAAGUUUGCUAAUGGAAGCUCUUCUCCGUGCACCCCUUACUCUACACUCUCAACCACAGGCAGCGGUGAAUGUUCAUGGUGGGAAUAGUUCCAAGUCUCGCAAGUUACUAAAGCAAGGAAACUGCGCGCAGGCAGUUGCUCGGGACGUAGCUGGAACUGGAUUGCAGACUGAUUCGUCAUUCGGAAGCCGGCAAUUGCAAGCAGGAUGCAGCUUUUCGGGUCUCAGGAAAACCGGGGGUCGGAGUUUGGCGGAGUCUUUUAAAAGUGACAAGUCAAGGUUAGUGAAGCGAUUUUGGGGGCAGUCGUCGAGGCAGAGACACCAGAAGUUCCUGCAACUGUCUGUGAGGGCGGGAUUAUCUUCUGUUCCUGAAUCAAACCUUGGAUUGUAUGAUCCUUCUUUCGACAAGGAUGGGUGCGGAGUUGGAUUCAUCGCUAAGCUCUCCCAGGAGUCGAGCCGUGACAUCGUUAAGGAUGCACUGGAGAUGCUUGAGCGUAUGGCACAUAGAGGAGCCUGCGGGUGUGAGGAGAACACGGGAGAUGGCGCUGGAAUCCUUGUCGGCAUUCCCCACAGCUACUUCUCUCAGGUUGUACCCGAAGAGAUAGGAUGCGAGUUGCCACCUCUAGGAGAUUAUGCAGUGGGUAUGAUGUUCUUGCCCACCUCAGAAAUUCGUCGAGAGCACGCCAAGAAGGUCUUUACCGAGGUGGCUGAGGCCCUUGGCCACACGGUGUUGGGAUGGCGCCGCGUACAGACCGACAACUCGGACUUGGGAAAAUCUGCCAUUCAGACUGAGCCUCUGAUCGAGCAAGUGUUUCUCACUGCAAGCACACUCUCGAAAGUCGACUUUGAGACGCAGAUGUACAUCCUGAGGAAGACCUCAAUGUUGGCAAUCCGAGCUGUUCUCAAUUUGAAGCGAGGUGCCGCCAAGGAUUUCUACAUUUGCUCUCUGUCAUCCAAAACCGUUGUUUACAAGGGGCAGCUGAAGCCGAACCAGUUAACAAAAUACUAUUACGCCGACCUUGGUGACGAGAGAUUUACCAGUUUCAUGGCAAUAGUGCACUCUCGAUUCUCCACUAAUACAUUCCCUAGUUGGGACCGCGCACAGCCCAUGCGCAUGCUCGGCCACAAUGGAGAAAUCAACACGUUGCGAGGGAACGUCAACUGGAUGCACGCUCGCGAAGGUCUUUUCAAGUGUAAGAACUUAGGGCUCUCUCCGGAGGAACUGAAGAAAUUGCUUCCAAUUGUUGAUGCUGGAUCCUCCGACUCCGGUGUGUUCGAUGGAGUCUUAGAGUUGUUGGUGCGAGCUGGGCGCUCUCUUCCUGAGGCUGUCAUGAUGAUGAUUCCCGAGGCAUGGCAAAACGAUCCUAACAUGGACCCGGAACGCCGCGCGCUCUACGAAUAUUUCUCGUGCAUUAUCGAACCCUGGGAUGGACCUGCCCUUGUGACAUUCACGGACGGGAAGUAUCUAGGCGCCACACUGGACCGAAAUGGACUCCGUCCUGGACGAUUCUACGUGACUCAUGACGGCCGUGUCAUUAUGGCGAGUGAAGUAGGUGUUGUUGACGUAGAGCCUGAGAAUGUUGCUCAGAAGGGGCGCCUUCACCCCGGGACGAUGCUGCUCGUCGACUUUGAGAAUCACAAAGUGGUCGAUGGCGACGACCUCAAGAAGCAACAAUCAUCCCGGUACCCUUACGCCGAGUGGCUCGAGCGUCAGAAGUUUACUCUCGAGGAUGUUGUGAACUCUGUGCCAGAAAAGCUACGAGCGCCUCCCGCAAUUAUUGGUGACAAGAACAUGGCUAGCCUGAACUUCUCCGCAGAUAACAUGGGUGUUAAGGGGUUGCUUACGCCUCUCAAGGCAUUCGGAUACACUAUGGAGAAUUUGGAGAUGCUUCUUCUCCCCAUGGCUAAGGACGGUUCUGAGGCACUAGGGUCCAUGGGAAAUGACGCUCCAUUGGCAAUGAUGUCCAACAGGCCCAAGCUCUUGUUCGAGUAUUUCAAGCAGAUGUUUGCACAGGUCACCAACCCGCCCAUUGAUCCAAUUCGGGAGGCCGUCGUGACAUCCACCCGGUGCAUGGUUGGUCCUGAACACGAUCUGACUGAGAAGGUUGAGGAGCAGUGCAAUCGUCUCUCCUUGAGCGGCCCCCUCCUCACUGUGGAGGAAAUGGAAUCAGUGAAAAAGAUGGAGUACCGCGGCUGGAAGACUAUGGUUGUUGACAUCACAUUCGACAAAUCUGAGGGACCUGCUGGACUCGAGAAUGCUCUCACCCGCAUCUGUGCUGAAGCUCGGAAUGCUGUGGCCGAAGGGUACUCCAUGUUGGUCCUGUCUGACAGAGCAACGUCGGCCCAAAGAGUGCCAGUGAGUUCUUUGUUGGCAACCGGAGCUGUACAUCACCAUUUGGUUCAGUCGAUGGAGCGUACUCGUAUCGGUCUUGUGGUCGAGUCGGCCGAACCUCGUGAGGUGCAUCAUUUCUGUACACUAGUUGGUUUUGGAGCCGACGCCAUCUGCCCAUACUUGGCGAUUGAGACCAUUUUCAGGGUUCAGGUUGAUGGAAAGAUCCCCAUGAAGGUAUCGAAGGAUGACCUUGUGAAGAAAUACUUCUACGCAAGUAACUCUGGAAUGCUCAAAGUUUUGGCAAAGAUGGGAAUCUCUACAUUGGCCUCAUACAAGGGAGCACAGAUCUUUGAAGCACUAGGACUUUCCUCCGAGGUUGUAUCGAGAUGCUUCAAGGGAACUCCAAGCCGCGUGGAGGGGGCAACAUUUGAGAUGUUGGCCAAGGACAGCCUCAGGUUACACGAAAUGGCGUUCCCAGCGCGCGAGGCACCGGAAGGCAGUGCCGACGCCAACGCACUCCCAAACCCUGGUGAUUACAGCUGGAGGAAGGGUGGUGAGGUUCAUCUGAACGAUCCCAUGGCCAUGGCCAAACUUCAAGAAGCUGCACGCACCAACAGUGUUGAUGCCUACAAAGAAUUUUCUAAGUUGACGCAUGAGUUGAAUAAGAAAAUUAACGUGCGCGGUAUGCUGAAAUUCAAGGAGCAGCCGGAGUCUGCCAGAAUUCCUCUGGAGGAAGUUGAACCUGCUGCAGAGAUCGUGAAGCGGUUCUGCACAGGCGCCAUGAGUUACGGCUCUAUUUCUCUUGAAGCACAUUCAACUCUCGCCAUAGCCAUGAACAAGCUUGGGGGCAAGUCCAACACAGGUGAGGGAGGAGAAAACCCUAAGCGACUUGAGCCACUUCAGGAUGGUUCACAGAACCCUCAGCGGAGUGCUAUCAAGCAGAUAGCCAGUGGACGAUUCGGUGUCACCAGUUACUACCUUACCAAUGCUGAUGAGCUGCAGAUCAAGAUGGCUCAGGGUGCUAAGCCAGGUGAGGGAGGAGAAUUGCCAGGGCACAAAGUGAUCGGUGACAUCGCUAUUACGCGUAAUUCUACACCCGGUGUCGGUCUCAUCAGUCCUCCACCACAUCACGAUAUCUACUCUAUAGAGGAUCUGUCUCAGCUCAUUCACGAUCUCAAGAACGCCAACCCUGAUGCGAGGGUCAGUGUGAAGCUAGUGUCGGAAGCCGGAGUAGGAGUUGUUGCUAGUGGAGUGGUGAAGGGUCACGCGGACCAUGUACUCAUCUCUGGUCACGAUGGAGGAACUGGUGCCAGUCGUUGGACUGGUAUCAAGAAUGCUGGUUUGCCUUGGGAGCUUGGUCUGGCUGAAACUCACCAGACCCUGGUAGCAAAUGACCUUCGCGGUCGCACCAUUCUCCAAACUGACGGGCAGUUGAAGACUGGACGUGACAUCAUGGUUGCUGCCUUGCUGGGAGCGGAGGAAUUCGGAUUUGCUACUGCUCCUCUGAUUACCAUGGGCUGCAUUAUGAUGCGCAAGUGCCACAAGAACACUUGCCCGGUCGGCAUUGCCACUCAAGACCCCGUCCUAAGGGCCAAGUUUGCUGGACAGCCAGAGCACGUAAUCAACUACUUCUUCAUGGUUGCAGAAGAGGCUAGGGAAUACAUGGCAAAUUUGGGUAUCCGCAAGAUGGACGAUCUUGUUGGACGCGCCGAUCUUCUAGAGGUGGAUGAGGAAGUCAUAGCACAAAAUGAGAAGCUCACUAACAUUGAUCUCUCCUUGUUGCUGCGCCCCGCAGCUGAUAUUAGACCAGGGGCUGCACAGAGAUGUGUGAUGAAGCAAGAUCACGAGCUGGAGCUCGCGUUGGACCAGAAGCUGAUCAAUUUAUCUCGUGCUGCGCUGGAGAGCAAGCUUCCGGUUUACAUCGAGACCCCUGUCGUCAAUGUGAACCGCGCAGUAGGCACAAUGCUAAGCCACGAGGUCACCAAGCGUUACAAAUUGGAAGGACUUCCCAUUGAUACCAUUUACGUGAAGUUAAAUGGGAGCGCUGGACAAUCUCUAGGGGCUUUUAUGUGCAAAGGUAUCACCAUGGAACUCGAAGGUGACAGCAAUGACUACGUCGGGAAGGGACUAUGUGGUGGAAAGAUUAUUGUGUAUCCUCCAAGGUCCAGCACCUUCGAUCCUAAAGAGAACAUCCUCAUUGGAAACGUAGCCCUAUAUGGAGCAACUAGUGGAGAGGCAUACUUCAACGGUAUGGCAGCAGAGAGAUUUGCUGUGCGUAACUCAGGGGCGAAGGCUGUGGUGGAAGGAGUUGGAGAUCACGGAUGUGAGUACAUGACUGGUGGAACCGUCGUGGUCCUUGGAAAGACUGGGAAGAACUUCGCCGCCGGAAUGAGUGGCGGAGUUGCAUAUGUGCUUGAUAAGGAAGGCACCUUCAAGUCGACAUGCAACAUGGGAUUGGUCGAUUUGGAUCCCGUGGUAGAGAAUGAGGAUGUGAUGACUCUUAAAGCUUUGAUCCAGCAGCAUCAGCGCCACACUAAGAGCCAGCUUGCGGGAGAAAUUCUGGCCAACUUCGAUGCUCUGCUUCCCAGCUUUAUCAAGGUUUUCCCUCGAGACUACAAGCGUGUGUUGCAAGAAAUCAAAGCGAAGGAGGCGGCAGAGCAACUGAAAGAAACUCCCGCAGUCACUGUAGAGGUUGUGACUACGGUAGCCAACGGCGCACCGAGUGGAAAGGCUUCAGUUACGGAGGAGGCGGCUCCUUCCACAAUCAGGCCUACUCAAGUGUUGAGCCCCGUCAAACACGGUGGAUUCGUGAAGUACGAAAGAAAACCGUUGCCUUAUCGACCUGCAGACGAGCGGAUGAAGGAUUGGGGAGAAGUGUUGGCCUCCGACAAUCAAGACGGCCUCGUGAAGACGCAGGCAGCGAGAUGCAUGGACUGCGGUACUCCCUUUUGCAACCAGGACAAGACUGGAUGUCCGUUGGGAAACAAAAUCCCGGAGUGGAACGAGCUCGUGUACCAGAACCGGUGGAGAGAGGCCUUGGACAGGCUUCUGGAGACCAACAACUUCCCCGAGUUCACAGGUCGCGUCUGCCCUGCUCCUUGCGAGGGAGCUUGCGUUCUUGGCAUCAUAGAAAACCCUGUAUCAAUCAAGACCAUGGAGUGCACGAUCAUUGAUAAGGGCUUCGAGAAUGGAUGGAUGGUUCCAAGACCACCCCUGAAGAGGACUGGAAAGAAGGUGGCCAUCGUGGGCAGCGGUCCAGCAGGACUUGCAGCUGCUGACGAACUCAACAAGAAGGGUCACUCAGUGACAGUCUUUGAGCGGGCGGAUAGGAUCGGAGGUUUGAUGAUGUACGGUGUGCCGAACAUGAAGACCGACAAGGUGCAGGUUGUUCAAAGAAGAGUAGAUCUCAUGGAAGCGGAGGGUGUUCAAUUUGUGACAAAUGCUCACGUUGGCGUCGAUCCCGUCUACUCGGUCGAGAAGCUGCGGUCUGAUUACGAUGCUCUGUUGCUCACAACUGGGGCAACGAAGCCAAGGGAUCUCCCUGUGGAAGGGCGCGAUCUGGCAGGCGUCCACUUCGCUAUGGAGUUCCUGCACAAGAAUACCAAGAGUUUGUUGGACAGUAACUUAGAGGAUGGGCAAUACAUCUCUGCCAAGGGAAAGAAAGUGGUUGUUAUUGGAGGUGGUGACACUGGAACUGAUUGUAUUGGUACAUCGGUGAGGCACGGUUGCACUAGGGUUGUCAAUUUGGAGCUUCUUCCUCAACCACCACAGACUAGAGCCGCGAACAACCCGUGGCCUCAAUGGCCUCGCGUCUUCAGGGUUGACUACGGGCACGAGGAGGCAGCCACCAAGUUUGGGAAAGACCCUCGCUCCUACGAAGUCCUGACCAAGAGAUUCAUCGGCAACGACAAGGGAGAAGUUACUGGAAUGGAGACUGUUCGCGUGAAAUGGGACAAGAGUGCCGAUGGGAGGUUCCAAAUGAGCGAGAUUCCUGGAUCGAACGAAAUUAUUGAAACGGACCUUGUUCUUCUGGCCAUGGGUUUCUUGGGUCCCGAGCAACUCAUUUCGGAGAAGCUUGGACUCGAGACCGAUGCCCGAUCCAACUUCAAAGCAGAUUACGGCAAGCACGCCACUAACUUGCAAGGUGUCUUCGCCGCUGGUGAUUGCCGCCGAGGGCAAUCCCUUGUAGUGUGGGCCAUUGCCGAAGGUAGGGAAGCAGCUGUUCAAGUGGACAACUACCUUAUGGUGGAGGAAUCUUCUGAGGAGCAAUUGCCUUCAGGGGAGGAAAUUCGUGAAUUCACUACCACUACAAGCGUACAAUAGUUGUAGCCUAGGAAGGGAGCGAGACAUAAAAUAUGUUGAACACAGUUUUUUGGAGGGCGAAUCGCCCAGAUAGCGGGUACAAUGAUACUUAGGUCGGUAGCUUCGGAGAGGCCGUAAACCAGUGUUAGUUUCCAACUGCAUGGUAACCGAUGGGCUCAUUCGUGAGGACUAGUUACCAACAGGCUGGGUCACUGGUUGUGUACAAUACAUUGUUCUCAAAUGAGACUAUUAUCCUUAAUACAGAGGAGACGCUUCUGCCGUACAGACAGACUUUCCAGGUGUUUGUUAAA